AUAAAUCCAUCACGAUCUUGAACUUGUAUCAGAGAUCGAUCAUUCAAACCCCAGCUAAAGAAUGAAAACAAUAAUUCUUCUUCAUCUUCUUCUGCUCAGUCUGUUCGAUGGAGCAAUUCUGGUUCCUGGCCAGUCAGGUGAUAUUGAUACAAUGGCUCCGAGCAGUUCGAUCGUGUACGGCGAAACUUUAUCCUCUGCCGGAGGAAUCUUUGAAUUGGGGUUCUUCAGUCCCGGCGACGACGGCAGCAAGCACUACUUGGGCAUCUGGUUCAAGAACAUCUCGGCGAUGACUGCGGUGUGGGUGGCCAACAGGGACAGCCCCUUGCAGAGCGCCCGGGGCUCGCUCAACCUCACCGCUGACGGGAAUCUUGUCCUCUUCAACGGCACCGGCUUCGUCGUCUGGUCGGCCGGCACGUCGGGCACCGUAAACGCUGCUCUGCAGCUCCUGGACACCGGCAACCUUGUGCUCAGAGGAGGCGCUGCCGCCGUCUGGCAAAGCAUCGACCACCCGACCGAUACUUCCCUCGCCGGAAUGAAGAUCGGAUUGGACCGCCGGAGGAACGUCGACAGGUAUCUGACCUCGUGGAAGACGGCUUCCGAUCCGUCGCCGGGGGAGUUCUCUUACAGGAUGGAGAGCAAGGGAGUUCCGCAGCUGUUCUUGCGGAGAGGAGCCGGAGACGUCGUCUACCGCAGCGGGCCGUGGAACGGAAAAGGCUUCAGCGGUCGGCCAAGGACGGCGACUGAACCUCUGUUCCAGUUCGCUUACGCCGACGAUCGGGAGGGGUUGUACUACACGUUUCAGAAUUCGGACCCUGCGAUUCUCAUGAGGGUGUAUCUGAACGAGGCCGGAGAUUUCCAGCGGUGGACGUGGACGAAAGGGAGCGACCGGUGGAACCUGUUCUGGAAGGUGCCGGAGGACCAGUGCGACAACUACGGGAUCUGCGGCCGCAACGGCGUCUGCACCACCGCCUACUCGCCCCCGUGCCAGUGCCUGCCGGGCUUCAUACCCGCGUACCCCGAGGCCUGGAGCCUUAGGAACAACACCGACGGCUGCGCGAGGAGGACCGGCCUGAAUUGCUCCACCGACGGCUUCCUUCCCGUGCAGAACGUCAAGCUCCCCGACACCGUCAACGCCACCGCCGCCAACAAGACCCCCGGCGAGUGCAUGAGCUGGUGCCUGAGCAACUGCUCCUGCACGGCUUACGCUUUGAUCAGAGACACCGAGUGCAUAGUUUGGUCCGGCGAUCUCCUCGACGUCAGAGACUUCGCUGACGGAGGUGAUGAAGUCUACAUUCGGCUCGCGGCUUCCGAAUUGGGUAACGUCUUCUUCCUCAUCAGAAUCCAGCUCUUGUUCAAGAAUCUUAAUCCGACCAAUUCCUUUCUUGUAGAAUCUCUAAGAGGCGGCGGCGGCGGCGCAAGGAAGAAGAAAGCCCCCAAGGCUGUGAUCAUCUCUGUGGCGAUCUUCGUUCCCUCAUCGGCUUGCUUGCUUUUAGCUCUGUGGCUGAGAUGCAGAAGAAGAACACAAGGUAAGAUCGACUUCGACUUCGACCUUGCUUAUCAUGCACAAUCUUGGGACAGCUGGGGAAUAAAAUUCCCCUAUCCCCGAAACGAAGAACAAAUGCUAGAGCUGAAACUGUAUGAAAUGUCCACAAUACGAGCAGCCACAAGUGAUUUCUCCAUGGAAAACCUUCUCGGUGAAGGUGGAUUUGGCCCUGUGUACAAGGGUCUAAUGGAAGAUGGACUGGAAGUUGCCGUCAAGAGAUUGUCAAAAAGCUCGACCCAAGGCAUAGAGGAGUUCAGAAAUGAGCCUCAUCUGGUAGUGCAACUUCAACACAACAAUCUAGUUCGUUUGCUUGGAUGCUGCAUUGAGGAAGGAGAAAGGAUUUUAGUCUAUGAAUACAUGCCUAACAAGAGUUUGGAUACUUUUAUUUUCGAUAGAGUCAAGAGCGAAUUGUUGGAUUGGCAAACGCGCUUGAAAAUUAUAGAGGGAGUUGCUCGGGGACUUCUUUACCUUCACCGCGACUCGAGAGUGAAAAUAAUACACAGAGAUUUGAAGGUAAGUAACAUCCUACUCGACAUCGAUAUGACACCGAAGAUAUCAGAUUUUGGGAUGGCAAAAAUUUUCAAAGCGGAUCAAACUGAAGAAAGAACUGAAAGACUAGCCGGGACAUAUGGAUAUAUGUCGCCCGAGUAUAUAAUUGAAGGUUUAUUUUCAGAGAAGUCUGAUGUCUUCAGCUUUGGUGUCAUACUUUUGGAAAUUCUAAGUGGAAAGAAGAGUAGAACAUUAGGCAAAUUGCAACCUCAUAAAAACUUCCUUAUACUUAAUGCAUGGAGCCUUUGGAAGGAAGAAAGAUGCCUAGAACUAGUUGAUGAAGCAAUGGGAGAUUCGUACCCAAGAUCGAUAGUUAAGAGAUUCAUCCAAGUAGGGCUUUUGUGUGUGCAAGAACGAAGUGAUGACAGACCGACAAUGGAGAAUGUGGUUGUAGCGUUAAGUAGUGAAGACGUUACACUAUCCAAUCCUAGUGAUGUUGUUGUCCACGCAACAAGCACAAUGAGUGCAAAUGAAAAAGAUUGGAGUUCUAGCAACGAGCUAACAAUAACACAAUUAGAGGGUCGUUGAGAUGCCCUUUAGAUAAAUAUUCUUAGGGUAACAAGUAGAGAGAGUUAGAUUUUCUCCAUUAAGUUUAAAUGUU
Zingiber officinale is the source of this 2693-nucleotide messenger RNA. Its product is annotated as G-type lectin S-receptor-like serine/threonine-protein kinase At4g27290. The transcript is spliced from 7 exons. The coding region runs from base 62 to 2620 and encodes 852 amino acids. Lineage: Eukaryota; Viridiplantae; Streptophyta; Magnoliopsida; Zingiberales; Zingiberaceae. The record is from RefSeq and is a predicted model, not a curated record. Gene Ontology annotation, biological process: protein phosphorylation; recognition of pollen. Gene Ontology annotation, molecular function: protein serine/threonine kinase activity; ATP binding.